Pleurotus ostreatus (oyster mushroom) is the source of this 882-nucleotide messenger RNA. RefSeq lists its product as uncharacterized. The transcript has 7 exons. Gene Ontology annotation, biological process: phospholipid metabolic process. Gene Ontology annotation, molecular function: phosphatidate phosphatase activity. Bases 1 to 882 code for a protein of 293 amino acids. The record is from RefSeq and is a predicted model, not a curated record. NCBI's taxonomy places the organism in Eukaryota, Fungi, Basidiomycota, Agaricomycetes, Agaricales, Pleurotaceae.
AUGGCAUUCUUCGCACAGCUCCGUGCUCUGUUUGGCCGUGAUGCUUUGAGCUGGUGGGACAGGUCUUAUUUUUUCGAUUGGGUCUUUGUGUUUGCGGUAUGGGUGCUCGGCUAUUUAGCCUCCAAUAUCCCGCCGUUUGAAAGAGAAUUCAAGUUGCAUGACUCUGCUAUUGACCAUCAUCAUCACCAUAGCCAGAUCUCAGGCGUGGUGAACAACAUAAUUGCUGUUUUUCUCCCAUUGACGACGGUGAUCGUCUUUGGCACAUUUCGACGAUCUUUGCUGGACAUUCACCAUGGCGCGAUAGCUGUCAUGGGUAGCCGAGGUCUGACACAUCUCCUCACAGAGUUUCUCAAAAACACUGUUGGGAGGCUGCGACCUGACUUCCUGGCACGGUGCAAGUGGGACAAAGCACUAAAAGAGUGCACAGGGCACAUUGAAAAUGUCCUGGACGGCCGACGGUCGUUCCCAUCAGGCCAUUCAGCAUCGGCUUUCACAGGGAUGACCUUCCUCUCGCUUUAUUUAGCGGGACAGACUGCGGCGUGGUGUUUCCACGCACCACUGCCGCCCUCGUCCUGGACAUCUAGCCGAGCUGGUAGGCUCAGUAUCACCAUAGCCCCAAUGAUUUGGGCGGUCUACGUGGCUAUAACGAGACUAGAAGACUAUCGACAUCACAAAGAAGAUGUGAUCGUGGGUAGCCUUAUAGGAAUCUCGACGGCGACCAUAUUCUACCUGAUGUUCUGGCCCAAUCCCUUUUACGCCAGUAACUUCCAACAACGAUCCUCGACAGAGCCACGAUUAGCCUAUACUCACGACACGUACAGAGACAGGAAUGGUGCAUUUGAAUUGGCUAGAUUCGAAGUAGAUGAAAGCGAAGCUGUUUAA